AUGGCGACCCUGUGGAGGCAUCCGAGUCUCGAGUUCGACGUCAAGGUCGUCCGGGUUGCUGGCGUCGAGGCACGGCUCGAGGGCGGCCUCUUUGUGAGGUACUACGUCCCGUCCGGUGACAGGAGGCGGCGGAUCCGCGUGGACACGCGCGAGGUCCCGUGCGGCGCCGGCGGCGAUGACGUGCUCUGGGGCGAGCGCGUGCGCUUCCAGCUGGCGGGCAACGGCGGGGCCGUCGCCGCACCGGGCAAGGUCGCGUUCGAGCUCCGGUGGAGGCCGCGCCCUUCGUCGUCCGGCCUCGCGGCGUUCUUGGGAACAGGGAGGCCGUCGUCGCGCGUGCUGGCGGGGGCCGAGCUCGCCUUGUCGGCGCGCGCGAAGUCGGCGUCGGAGGAGAGCUGGCUGAGACUCUCGCCAGCGGGCCGGGAGCUGGGCGGUGGGUGCAAGGCGCCCAAGUUGCUCGUCGAGGUCAAGGUCGUCCACGCUGUAGCGGCAGCCGAUCGCGUGGCCGUGCAAGCGAGGAAGUUCGGCGGCGUCAACGAGUGCUGCCGUGGCGGCGAGCGCUGCGGUAGCUGCGGGUGGGUCGGGACCGAGGAGGACAUGUUCUUGGCGGCGACGUUUACUCAAUAGGAGUACCCCAAGAUUGUCAUGGUAGGUGAACUUCGUA
Molecule: messenger RNA, 661 nt
Organism: Triticum aestivum (bread wheat)
Lineage: Eukaryota; Viridiplantae; Streptophyta; Magnoliopsida; Poales; Poaceae
Exons: 1
Coding region: 1-624 (207 amino acids)
Source: RefSeq, a predicted model, not a curated record